Messenger RNA from Plasmodium fragile, 3126 nucleotides. RefSeq lists its product as uncharacterized. The transcript has a single exon. The record is from RefSeq and is a predicted model, not a curated record. The coding region runs from base 1 to 3126 and encodes 1041 amino acids. Lineage: Eukaryota; Apicomplexa; Aconoidasida; Haemosporida; Plasmodiidae.
AUGGGAAACGAAUGCAGCUGCGGAGAAGUGAACAGCGCGAAAGCGAGAAUCUCUAACGGAGAAACGAACAAAAAGCUGCAAGAUUUACACCUGUGCUGGGAUGAAGACGUGGGAAAAAAUCUCCUAAGCGAAGAUGAAGAGACGGAAGACGACAACUAUUUCUAUCGUUUGGAGAAAAGAAAAAAUAUGAACAAGUCAGGUGAAAAAGGAAAAUACAAAGAGGAGGAACAUGUUAAUAAAUGGAACAUUUUUGGAGACGAACUGGAAGGAGAUUACACCAUUAACGUGAAAAAAAUACUCAUGUAUGUUAGGGAGUACGAGGAUGAUUUUUUUGUUUUCUUUAAAAAGAGAAACGCUACAAGUUUGAUUUUCUUAAAGUAUAUAAUCCUAAAUUACCAAAAGUACAUGCUGCGCAUUGGCGAUACAGGUGUGGUGUACAUCGGGGAAGUCAGUCCAACUAAUGAGAAGCAUGGGUUAGGAGUGAUCAUUACACCUGACCAGUGCAUGUACAUAGGGGAGUUUGAGAAGGAUCAAAUUACAGGGUUUGGUUUGUACGUCCAUUUCUCCAAAAGUAUUUAUGUAGGACACUGGAAAGGAGGCAAGACAAAUCACUACGGAAUAUUUACCCACACAGAUGGUACCUUUUACAAAGGACUCUGGUCCAAUGACAAGCAAAAUGAAAAAGGAAUUGAGCAUGUGUAUGCGAACUAUGUCUUUUUGGGGAAUUACAAAAGAGGAGAAAAAAAUGGCUUUGGAGCUUUUAUUCUGAAAAAUGAGUCCAUGUACAUUGGGCAUAUAGAAAAUAAUUGCUUCUCCAAAAAAGGGAUUUACUUUUUUAAUAGGAAGAAAAUGUACAUAACGAACUGGGAGAAGAACUGCAUAGGGGGUGCUUGUGAAAUCGUGUGGUUAGACAGGAGACAGUUUUACGGCUACCAUUCUACCAACAAUAGCAAGGAGGGCAUAGGUAUUUACAAGUGGAAUGAUGGCAGGAUCUAUUUUGGAAACUGGUCUAACAAUAAGCAACACGGUUAUGGGGUCUUCAUUGUGAUCAAGCAUAUUAGGGAAUAUGAACGGAGAGAAAAGGCCCCCUUUUUGUUCUUUUUUCAGCAGACAAGAAAGGUGAAGGAGUAUUUCUUUUUAAAUCUUUUAAAGGAAUCCUUUUUUGAGAAGGGCCGGGUGCGUGGCGAGCUGGAGAGGGCCAUCUGGGGAGAAGCAGUAGACCACUAUACGGCACACUGUUCCGCUUCACAAGAGGCUUCACCUCAGGAUGGAUCCCCAGAGGGAAUGACACCCCAGUGUAACAACCUGGACGCAUACCUCUUCCUAAGGACGCUGCUAUGCAUGAGGUAUUACCAGACCUGCUGCUCCUACUUCGACCGCCUCGAGAAGAAAAAGUGCAACAGCUUCAAAUUUAACUGUACCUUCUAUGAAAGGGUGAAGGAGCACAUUUGUUCCGUGACGAAUAGCUACUUGAAUCGGCGCUCGGCGCAGGAGCGAUGGGGGGGGAGCGACUCGCCUGCGUGGAGCGCCCUCCAGGGGGAGGUAGGCCACACGAAGGGAGAGGGAGAUUAUACGAGUGAAGAGACCGGCUACACGGAUGAAGACAGUGACGGCACAGAUGAAGAGAGUGACGACACGGAUGAAUGGGAAGAGACGAAUGGAUGCAAUGGUGAAGAGACCCAUCAGAGGGGCCACCCCUUUGGAGAGAAUUCCCCCCAGAAGACGAAUCACACAAAGGAUAACCACCCCCCCUUCGAAGACAUUGAACUUUUGAAAAACUACCUGAGCUGCCUAAACCUGAGCCACGUCAGCGAAGAAGACAUCACCCCCCAGAACCCCCUGUUCAAAUUCGCAUCUAGUAACCUUGUCCUUAAAUUGGGGAGGUGGCAAAAUGGGAAGUUGCAGGAAUGGAUUCACUCCAGUGAUAAUUCGCGCUCAACGGGCGGUCGCGUCAGGGAGCAGGCAGGCAGUCGGCCAAAUAAGCAUACAGUGAUGGCAAAUGUGAAAAAGGAAAGAAAGACAAAAAAAGGACGCACGCAGGAAUUGCUCCCCAGACCUUGUAAUCGCUGUGUGAUUGACAAAUUUUUGGACCGCAUGUCCUCCUCUGAGGGGGGCAGCAAUGGGAGUAGUGAGGAGGACAUGUACAAGAACGGUCAUACGAGCCACCAUGUAAGACGGAAAAUGAACCCCCAACCGCACAACCACCACAACGAUCGGGGGCACACCCCAUUCGGCGCUGCUCGCACCGGGGAACCCCCCGAAACAGUGCCCAGGAAAGGCCUUCCACGGGGAACCUCCCCCAUUUUACAAGGCCACAAAUUUCAUGGCGAACAAGGAGUCCGCAUCGCUAGUGGUUCAAGUGACACGAGUGGGAGAAGUUCCUUGGAGGUGACAUCUCCCAUGUCCCAUUUGAGACAUGGUCACCAGGCCACCAGCUCUGUCGUACAGGAAGAGAUGGAUGUGCAAACUAGUUUCACCGACACGAACAGCAUAAGGAAGGGAGUAGAUCUAGGGGGAGUCCCAAUGGCAAGCAUCCUGCACAAGGGGAGUUCCAGUACAUAUCAGGUUACCAAAUCGAGUGAUAAAGUGACAACCCAAGAGAGAAAAAUAAAUCGAAUGAACAGAGGGAUCAUCCACAAGGGGGAAGAUUACGAAGGAGACGUGGACAGUACUCACGAAAUUAAUGUGCGGCAUGCCUUGCAGGGGGAGCAGGGGUCCCAUCUGGGGCAGGAAAGUAACUCUAUAGGGGGGAAGAAACCCGAACAACGGAACAGAAGCGCUGGCAAAAACGAUUCACAUGGGGUCAGCAUAAAAGAUGCACGUAGGGUCAACAAAUUGCGCCCUCAUUUCCCGAGCCUUCCAGAGAAAGACGAGGAAGGCAUCGUGUCCAGUGUCACUUCUCACAACUACGAUUUGCCAAAGAAGGGGUUCUCCCUAAUAUGGAGUUUAAAAAGGAUGAAGAAUUCCCAUUUGUCCGCUAAUGAGCACAUAACAUUUGAGGCUCCGCAGGCGUAUGACGAUGAGAAAGACAGCCAGUCAGGGGCAUGCCAUAAGAAGAAGUCCUUUUUUGGAAGGUUCCUGCGGGGGGCACGCCGUACCGGGGGGGAGGCAAAACGGGAGGACUAA